Messenger RNA from Cydia splendana, 2407 nucleotides. It is a transcript of the gene ae48, whose product is annotated as juvenile hormone esterase-like. The record is from RefSeq and is a predicted model, not a curated record. NCBI's taxonomy places the organism in Eukaryota, Metazoa, Arthropoda, Insecta, Lepidoptera, Tortricidae. Gene Ontology annotation, molecular function: serine hydrolase activity. Bases 2 to 2341 code for a protein of 779 amino acids. The transcript has 5 exons.
UAUGGCAAGGACGCUAGAAGAAAUAUUUAUUUUAAAACGUACCGCUUUACGUUACCUAUUCGCGAGGGAAUCUAGACUGUUAGCUUUAGGUAAAAAGCCGGUGAAUAAGAAAAUCGCUAACUAUAUUAAAAGCCAUCAAGAGAAUAACUUGUGGAGCGGUUUUAUGGACUCAUUGAACGAGGAUUUAACUCGGAAUAUAAACGUUUUCGAAUGGAAAGUGGUGGAGGAACAUAACAGUGUUACCAGGAGAGUGAGAUUGGAUUCUACAUCGAGGGAUAUUCUUGUGCAUUACGACAUGGGUUUCUGGGGCGGCAGAAUGACAGAGGCACCGGUAGUACGGGUGGAGCAUGGCGAGCUGCAGGGGCGAGUGGUCGAGAGCCCCAGCGGGAAGGCCUUCUACAGCUUCCAGGGAAUCCCUUACGCUAAACCACCGCUAGGAACUCUGCGGUUCCAGGCACCCCAACCCCUGGAGCCAUGGGAUGGCGUCCGUGACGCCACUUCAGAAGGCAACAUCAGCGCGCAAAUUAAGAUGGAGACCGACACGUUUGAAGGCGAUGAGAAUUGUCUCUAUCUCAACGUGUACACCCCCAGCAUAGACGGAGAAUUCCUCCCAGUCAUGGUCUACAUCCAUGGAGGAGGCCUACAGUUUGGCUCAGGCAGCGCCAGCGUCAGAGGAGCCGACUACCUUGUCGAAAAAGAUGUAGUAGUUGUUACUAUUAACUACAGAUGCGGAGCGCUAGGUUUCCUAAGCUUAAACACCCCUGAGAUCCCUGGUAACGCUGGUCUGAAAGACAUGAUAGCAGCUUUACGAUGGGUUAAAGAGAAUAUCAACAAUUUCGGCGGUAAUUCCGGGAAUAUAACGCUUUUCGGUGAAAGCGCUGGCGGUGCCGCUGUAUCUGUGCUCACAGCUAGUCCUUUAAGUAAAGAUUUGAUCAGCAAAGCUAUAAUCCAGUCUGGUUGUGGGCUCUCCAGCUGGGCAUGGCAGAAACAGCCGUUAGAAAACGCUAAAAAGCUAGCUCAUUUACUAGGCUGCGAGUCAGAUGAGGCUGAUGAUAUCCUCGAGUUCUUACGAGCGACUCCUGCGAAGGAAAUCGUGGAAGCUACUAGAAAACUGUUUCCUUCGCAAACGUUUUUCGAAACUGCAAUAAUAGGUUUCACAUUUGUCGUUGAGAAAGAGUUUCCUGGCGUGGAAUCCGCUAUUACAGAGUCUUUCACUGAUCUAUUGACUUCUGGUCGCGUCGCUGAAGUCCCUAUCAUGAUCGGUUCAACGACACUGGAAUUUCUGCGUAAAAUCGACACUGAUGACCUGCAAGUAUUCAUCCCUCAAGAAUUAAACGUGCAGAGAAAUUCUGAGGAAUCUUUGGAGAUCGCCAACAAAUUUAAAAGCUUAUAUUUCAAAGGGAAUCAUACGGCUAUUGAAAAUUUGAAUGGUUAUUUCGAGCUGAUAUCCGAUAGGCUUAUCAACGUCGAUACGCAUAGAUACGUCCAGUAUUUGGUACAUGCGACAACUAAGCCUGUUUAUUAUUAUAAAUUCGAUUAUGUGGGCGAGUUAAAUUUGACGAAGAAGCUAAUGGAUUCAUUGAAUGUCCAUCACGCGGGACACGCGGAUGAAUUGGGGUAUCUGUUUAAGAUGGACUCGCAGGGUGAAGUGGAGCCGACGGCACAGGAUGUCAAGAUGAGGGAGAGGAUGCUGCGGCUUUGGACCAACUUCGCUAAGUCUGGCAACCCAACCCCAGACGAGAACCACUACAUCACGGUAACCUGGCAACCGGUCACCAAGGACAACCUCUACUAUCUGAACCUGAGCAACGAACUCUCCCUCAACACGAGUCCGGAUAAAGAUAAAAUGGCGCUUUGGGAAGACUUGUACAGCAGACAUUUCAAAAUCUGGGAACAUCCUCAAGUCAAUAAUGAGGAGACGCCUAUGAAGACGCUAAAAGAGCCUGUCAUUGAAGCAGAGCCAAUCGAGCCGGAACCAGCCAUUACCAGUCCUGAACCUGUCAUAACCAGCUCAGAACCUGAAACCAGCCCAGAACCACCCAGCCCCAUCGAAGAGCCGGUAACCAGUCCCUUAGAACCUGUAGCUCAACUACUAGUAGAAACUGGACCUGAACCUGUAGCUCAGCCACUAGUAGAAACUCCUCACAACGGCGUGAAUGGUACAAACGGUGACGUAGAACGGAAACCGAGGCCGUCCAAUGAAAUCAAAAUGGUCCAAAACGGGAACGGGGUACCUAAAGAUGUGAUCCGAGCUAACGAUCCGCCGGAAGACGAUUUGCCUAAGAAUAUUGGGGUGAAUAAGUUUGUGAAUUUCUUCGAAUCGCUCGGCGGGAAGAAGUGAUGUAUUUGUAUUUUGGAUUUGAGUUAUUAGUUGUACAGAUAUACCUUAUUCAUAAAACUUUACAGG